Molecule: messenger RNA, 1002 nt
Organism: Phialemonium atrogriseum
Lineage: Eukaryota; Fungi; Ascomycota; Sordariomycetes; Cephalothecales; Cephalothecaceae
Exons: 2
Coding region: 130-735 (201 amino acids)
Source: RefSeq, a predicted model, not a curated record
GUUACACUCAAAUCGAGAUCUUGCUGGGUGUCUCGUCUCAGACGACGGUAUGUACUUACUGCGUAGGCCGCCCUGGACAGGGAAAAACUUGCCGCGUGGGAAGAUCUUACCGGCAGAGCGCUAAUAGACAUGCAUCUCUUAGUUGUGUUCUACAUCUCGCUCCUGCAUCUUUGCUGGGUCCUUCGUCUCAUCUGGCUUUCUGGACUCACCAGUUCCCGAACAAAUUGGUGGCUUUCUGCCCUCCUGUUCAACGCCGGUCUCCUCUUCAAGGAAAGCCGCCGCCGUAACCAGGAUCUUAUAGGGCUGGGAACUGUUCAGAUCCUUGUUGUCGAUAUCACAUGGAUUUUUUGUUCGCGGCACAGAACGCUGGGAAACGCAAUUCCACCACAGAGAACUUAUAACCCGAGACGAAUGCUAGGGGUGCUGGGAUGUAAGCCGGGGACGCGCCUUGGAGCGCAUGGACGUGGGAAGAGUGCAAAUGAAUGUGUGCAGGCAUACCCAAGCGUGCCAAGGGAGGUAGUUGCCGCCUGCAUAAUCCAAGCCAAUGGGGAAAUUUCCGGCCAAGUUACAUGCCAGUUUCUGAGUCCACCUUUCCAUCCUACCGCAUCCCAGGCCUUUCCUAGGUUGUUACCCUUCUUCGAUAUCUGUGUGCAACGUUCUCUUAACUGGAUCUGGACGCAUACGCCUUGCUUGACCGCAACGUACACUAUGGCAGUGCGUCAUCGCGGGCACUAGGCGCUGCUAGGUGAUGGAGUAGCUGGCCAGGCUCUCAUCGCAUUUGGAAGCGCCUUCCUAGCGAUUUCAGCCUUUGUUUUCCUGUCGAGAACGAGUCGAUCAGGAACUCGUCGAAUAAAUGGACCCUGGUGCUGUAGACAAGCAUUUCGGUACGGGGCUUUUACGGAAGAGCUUGUCUCCGCGGGUAGGGGCAUUCAGCUAUUUAGGCAGGGGCAUUUAACUGUUAGGGUAAGGGCAUUUGGUUAGCCGUCGCUGUCACUAUUGCCA